Rhodotorula toruloides NP11 is the source of this 384-nucleotide messenger RNA. RefSeq names its product glutaredoxin 3. The record is from RefSeq and is a predicted model, not a curated record. Gene Ontology annotation, molecular function: glutathione disulfide oxidoreductase activity. The transcript is spliced from 5 exons. The coding region runs from base 1 to 384 and encodes 127 amino acids. Gene Ontology annotation, biological process: cellular response to oxidative stress. Gene Ontology annotation, cellular component: cytoplasm. NCBI's taxonomy places the organism in Eukaryota, Fungi, Basidiomycota, Microbotryomycetes, Sporidiobolales, Sporidiobolaceae.
AUGUCCUCCAUCUUCGGCGCCGUCCGCAGCUACGCCCGCUCGUUCUUCUCGACGCCCGCGAUCAGUCAGGAGCAGGUUGCGCUCGCUAAGGAGACUGUUGAGGGCCUCAUCCAGUCGCCCGUCGUGGUCUUCUCCAAGUCUUACUGCCCGUACUGCACGGAGGCCAAGAACAUCCUCAGGUCGCUCGGCCAGAGCUCUCGCAUGAAGGUCCUCGAGCUCAACCAGGAGCAGAACGGCUCGGCGAUCCAGCAGUACCUCGCGGAGCGAGUCGGCGCAGCGAAGGUUACGGUUCCUCAGGUCUACAUCAAGGGCCAGCCCGUCGGCGGAUGCAGCGAUCUCAAGAAGCUCCAGGCUGAGGGCAAGCUCACCAGCCUCCUCGCUUAA